AUGGCUUCAAACACCACUUUCCUCUUCGCCACCGUCGCACUUCUCGGCGGCAUCCUUCUCCAAAACACCACCGUGUCAGGCAGGGAUCUCCCGAUCCCGACGGCAGAGUCAACCAACAUAGCUGCGAGGCUCCAGAGCGGAGGACUAAUGGAGUGUUGGAACGCAUUGUACGAGCUCAAGUCAUGCACUAACGAGAUCGUUCUCUUCUUCCUCAACGGCGAGACCAAACUCGGUGUUAGUUGUUGCGAAGCCGUCGAGGUCAUCACGACCAGCUGUUGGCCUGCGAUGCUGACUUCUCUCGGCUUUACAUCUGAAGAAGCUAAUGUCCUCCGUGGCUUUUGCCAUGAUCCAAACUCUAGCGGCUAUUCUCCGGCUGCUUCUCCCAAUAAAGCUUGAUUGUGAUUUGCCUUAUUAAU
Brassica oleracea var. oleracea is the source of this 416-nucleotide messenger RNA. RefSeq names its product egg cell-secreted protein 1.4-like. The transcript has a single exon. Gene Ontology annotation, biological process: double fertilization forming a zygote and endosperm. NCBI's taxonomy places the organism in Eukaryota, Viridiplantae, Streptophyta, Magnoliopsida, Brassicales, Brassicaceae. The record is from RefSeq and is a predicted model, not a curated record. Bases 1 to 396 code for a protein of 131 amino acids.